Lathyrus oleraceus (garden pea) is the source of this 1000-nucleotide messenger RNA. RefSeq names its product ribonuclease 1. The record is from RefSeq and is a predicted model, not a curated record. Lineage: Eukaryota; Viridiplantae; Streptophyta; Magnoliopsida; Fabales; Fabaceae. The transcript is spliced from 2 exons. Gene Ontology annotation, cellular component: extracellular region. Gene Ontology annotation, biological process: RNA catabolic process. Gene Ontology annotation, molecular function: RNA binding; ribonuclease T2 activity. The coding region runs from base 31 to 930 and encodes 299 amino acids.
UAUUCAAAUAGUUCUUUCUUAAUUAUCAAGAUGAAUUCUCCAUUAGUGAUCAUUCUUCUGAUGCUCUUUCACAUUGUUGCAUUGGUAGUUUCUGACCCCAAAGCCAUGCUUUCCCCACCUUCACCUCCUCCAUACCAUGCUGAUGAAUCUACCAUAUUUCCAACAUCUAUACCCUACCAAUCUCAAUCUUCACCUUCACACCUUGAUAAAAAUCUACCUGCUGCAAACCUUGAUAAAAAGAAAAAACCUCCAUUGAAUCCACCAAAAAAGUCUCCAUCACCUCCAUACCGACGACCACCACCGCCGCCACCUCGUUCUGCAAAGCCAUUUGACUUUCUUAUGUUGGCGGAAAGAUGGCCAGAAACUUACUGCAUCAUUAUGAACCAAGCUUGUAGAAAAAUUACACCAUCAAAAUUUGUAAUUCACGGCCUCUGGCCAAACAACGACGGUCCAAUUUCUUCUCAGCCGCGUGGUUGUGAUAACUCAAGUGAACCAAGUUUUUCAUUUGCAUUUCAGAAAGAACUACAAAAGGAGUGGCCAUCUUUGAGAUCUUAUCAGAAUACUUCACUUGCGGAUACUACCCUCUGGUUGAAUCAAUGGAAAGAUCAUGGAACUUGCAGCUUAAUGACUCCAGAGAAAUAUUUCGAGGAGACACUCAAAAUUCACAAGAGAACUAAUUUAAAGUUCACCCUUAUCAAAGCAGGUCUUCCUCCAAAUGCUAGAAGACCUUACAUGACAACUGAAAUUUUUGAUGCCAUCAAGAGACGUAUUGGAUUUAACCCUCAAAUUCAAUGUAUUAAAAUUGGGAACAAAUUCUAUUUGCAAGAAAUAAGACUGUGUUUGGACAAAAGCACUCAACACAAUUACAUUGAUUGUCCUAAAACAUAUGUAGAUUGUGGAAGUAAUGUAUACUUUCCUGAAAAAGAAUAAUGGUCCAAAUAAUGAUGUAAUAAUUAGGGUGCUAUUUCGGCUAAAAUAAAUUGUGUCAUUACAUGUGAAA